AUGGGUGGAAUAAGACUUAUUAAUGAAUUAAAUGAUUUUGCCACAUACAAAAAUAACCAUUUAAUUACUGCACAAGCUUCAGUUGAGACAGAAAUAGUAAAAAUCUUUUAUGCGUCAUCAACAAGUAUAUACCCACAAGAAAAACUGUUAAACCAUAAUGAAUUGAAUCUAAAACUAAAAGAAACCGACGUAUGGUACUUCGAUGAUGACGAACCUGAAUUUAAAGAUUUCAUAAUAUUUUUGGAAAGCAAUAAUUGGGUCGGAGGAAGCGAGAAUGCUCUCGCGUCAAUAAUUUGCAGAGACAUUUGCUCAAUUAAUGAAAAUGGGAAUUACAAAAUGGAGAUGUUAGCUUAUAUUGCUUUUGAGGCUAUUGGAAAAUCGAGAGAACAAGUCAAGUUGAUAACAAAUGAGAACAAACCUAUCGAUGUUCAAAAUCGAAAUUCAGAUAAUACACUUAUUAAUCAAGUUCUUGGGUGGUCACCUAAAACAUCGAUUCGAAAAGGUAUGGAAAAAACGACAACGUUGGUAAAAAAUGAAAUUGAAAAAGAACUUAAUGAGUUAGUAAAGAAAGAAUUAAAGAAGAUUGAUAAAGAUGACGCUCUAUUUCAUCCUAAAGGAACAUGUAUUAAUGCAGAAACGCAUGAAUUUGAUUUACCUCCUGGAUCCAUAUGUAAAAUUGUCAUGAUUUAG
Messenger RNA from Dentiscutata heterogama, 690 nucleotides. The record is from the annotation of a GenBank genome assembly. NCBI's taxonomy places the organism in Eukaryota, Fungi, Glomeromycota, Glomeromycetes, Diversisporales, Gigasporaceae.